Molecule: messenger RNA, 1696 nt
Organism: Hypoxylon trugodes
Lineage: Eukaryota; Fungi; Ascomycota; Sordariomycetes; Xylariales; Hypoxylaceae
Product: mitochondrial carrier
Exons: 2
Coding region: 121-1164 (347 amino acids)
Biological process (GO): carnitine transmembrane transport; mitochondrial transport
Cellular component (GO): mitochondrial envelope
Molecular function (GO): O-acyl-L-carnitine transmembrane transporter activity
Source: RefSeq, a predicted model, not a curated record
GUAUUCUCACAUCCUAGACUAUACCCGGCUGAGCGAUUCAAAACUGUUUCUCGAUUCUUCGCGGAGUAGGAAAUUCAAAAAGCGUGGUGAUUCGGACGAAGCGCCACCGUCACCGCCACCAUGUCUUCAGACCAACAACACAGCGGUAUUAACGAGAAACUACACUCCUCGCUACCUUCCCCCGUCGCAAACCACAUACCACAUAUCCCCGAGUCAAAAGAUGAGCUGAAAGCUGAGAUAAAAGCCGAGGCCCAAGCCGCCGCUUCUAGCGUGUCUUCACAACUGCGAUCGUUUGCCGCUGGAGGCUUUGGUGGUGUCUGCGCUGUAAUCGUCGGUCAUCCAUUCGAUUUGGUUAAGGUACGCUUGCAGACCGCGGAUAAGGGCGUAUAUUCUUCUGCUAUCGAUGUCGUACGGAAAAGCGUCUCAAGGGAUGGACUGAGGAGGGGUCUCUAUGCGGGUGUUAGUGCGCCGUUGGUUGGAGUUACGCCUAUGUUCGCCGUAUCGUUCUGGGGCUACGACCUCGGCAAGCAAAUCGUAACCAGCUUCUCCCCUCCCAGCCCCACAGGCGCUCUAUCCAUCGGUCAGAUCAGCGCCGCCGGUUUUUUCAGCGCCAUUCCGAUGACGGCUAUUACAGCCCCCUUCGAGCGAGUUAAAGUCAUCUUACAAGUUCAGGGCCAACUUCUGAAACCUGGUGAAGAACCGAAGUAUAAGGGUGGUCUUGAUGUCGUGCGCCAGUUAUAUCGCGAAGGCGGCAUUCGCUCUGUAUUCCGUGGCAGCGCUGCUACGUUAGCUCGUGAUGGCCCCGGUUCUGCUGCGUAUUUUGCGGCGUACGAGUAUAUCAAGCGACGUCUGACACCGCUCGAUCCAGUUACGGGUAAACCGAAGGGCGAUCUGAGUCUACUAGCUAUCACGGCAGCUGGUGGUGCGGCUGGUGUCGCUAUGUGGAUUCCCGUGUUCCCUGUCGACACUGUUAAGAGCCGAUUGCAGACCGCUGAGGGCAAUGUGAGCAUCGGAAGUGUGGUUAGGGAGCUAUAUGGUAAAGGUGGUGUCAAGGCGUUUUUCCCUGGUUUCGGACCAGCAUUGGCGAGAGCGGUGCCGGCGAACGCGGCGACGUUUUUGGGUGUGGAGUUGGCGCAUCAGGCGUUAAAAAAGGUAUUUGGUUGAUUUCCCUAGAUCGUUAGGGAGUACUCGAGAGGUGUCGGCUUCCUUCACAUCUAGGAAAAUAUAAGGUCGCGUUGGGAUGGAAGAGCGUCAUUCAAUAGAUAGGGAUGGAAUGAGCCUAUCUUCUAAAGUAUAUAUGGCAAUUGGAACAUGAGGGCGCAGGAGUGUGGUGGAAUUGCAUAUCCUAGGCGUUUAUAAAGGGGUGAGGUCAUAUGCUGAUUCAACAUUGUUGAUGAUUUGAACUAGAAGUCUUGCCCCUAUGGCUAGAAAUGGGAACUACUGAUUUAUGAGAAAGCUAUUUUACAUGUCAACUUUCCUGAUUAACUAGGUAAUUCUCUCUGCUUUAUUAUCGUUGUACUGGCUCGCGACCCCGCUCUAUGCCGUCUCGUAUAGAGUAGUUAUGUGCUUACUCACAUACGCCACGUCGGCGAGUAAAGCCGCGGGCAAUGGCGAGACGCGUAUCUAUGGGAUGAUAUGCAAGUUGGAGCACUAGAAUUGUGUCACAGAUUAUAUGCAGGUCGAAAACCACCCGGAA